AUUUAAAUAUAUAAAAAAUACAUACAUAUAAACACACAAACAUAGAGGCCGAUUGUUCAACUCUGCUUAAAUGCGAUGUUUCCCCGUAGAGUCAGUAGGUGUUUGAGGUUUUUUAGAGAAUCACUGCUGUUUUCCUUUUUGACUCGGUUUAGCGUUUUCAUUUCAAAGUACGUCUCUCACACGCCAUGGUUUCUGAGACCUGCCCCAGUGUGUGCAAACGUGUGUGCUGGCAUUUUGCUUUCAUCUCUGAAGUUCGUUUGACACGAUCACACAAUACUGAUCUAAUAUCAACUGAAUGCCAUUGAUGUUAUGCCCCUGAAACCACCUGAUAAAAUCUAAUUAAUCUAAAUCGAAUUAAUCAUGUUUUAUUAUUUCAAUGUUAGAUAAUUUUGUGAUAAUUACACAAAUUAAUUAGACACGUUUUAAAACGUAUUUUAAUUUCAGUAUGCAAAUAUUAAUAGGCAUUAAGAGAACCCCAGUUUUCAAAUUUUAACGUGUCAAACCAUGACCGAAAUUCAAUCGACAUCUACAUCAAAGCUGACUCAUACGGAGCUUAGAGACGCUAUACACUAAUCAACAUAUAGUGAUGAGUGUGUGGUAUACUAGCGCAUGCCGUGUAUCAUAUAGAGCGAUUGGUGUAUGCACCGUACGCUAUGUGCUAGUAAGUGUAUAUGGCGUACUGUAAACAGGGACUGGUGAAUAGUCAAAAUAAGUCAGGUUUAUUUCUCCACUACAUUUUCGGUUAAAUGCAAUAUGUUUAAUCAAAGUCCUGAACAGCUUAACUAGUAGAUUAUAAAGAUAAUUUAAUGCCUGUUAUUUUAUAAUUUAACUAAAAAUAUCACAUAACACCAAUAAGCACCUCAACUAAGCUACACCAAAACAACACAAGUCAAUGUGCUAUGCACCAGUAGGUGAUACUGCGUACAGUAUAGGCAAAUAAGCGUGCAGGAGUACUGAAUACAGGGAUCGGUGUACACCGUGUAUGGAAUAUUCUACUAAGUAUACAUAGCCUACUUAUACAGGGAUCGGUGUACACCGUGUAUGGAAUAUUCUACUAAGUAUACAUAGCCUACUUAUACAGGGAUCGGUGUAUGCAGUGUACAGUUUACACUGAUUGUGCAUACAAAGUACUAUAUACAAUGAUAAGUGCAUACAGGGGCUCCAAGCCUCAGUGUCCUUUUUCACGAGUUCCCCGUCUCUCUGUCUUUGUAGCUGACCUCAAACCCAGCCCCCUCUCUCCUGCCAUGCCUCGCUCAUUCCUGGUCAAAAGUAAGAGGGCAGGAUCGUACUCCCUGCGUCCUCUAGAUGCCAGUCCCGGGUCGACCACCUCCACUCUCCGAACUGGGCAGCCCUGCGGACUCUCGGUGGAGCCGGCGUCGCCGGGGCCUCCCCCCGCGCAUGCCGCGUCACGUGCUGUGGAGCCUCAGUGUCGGGACACCCCCUCCCCGUGCCCUCGUCACACCGUCCAGCCUCCAGGCUCUGUGACGGACGGCGACCCGCACCCUGCUUGGUCCCCAGAGCACUCAGACCGCAUAGCAGUGCCGACUAUGUUGCCCUCUCCAUCAUUGCCGUGGACCCCACUGUGUUCUGAGGCUCUGCAGAAAGAGUUACAUUUCGAGAAACUGCUGAAUACCAUAAUGAACCACCAGCAGGGGGCGCCAGAACAAGGACAGCUUGGCAACCUCCAUUGCUCUGUAUGCAGGUGUCUCACGUGUAGCAAGAUGUUUCCCUCCGCCUCGAGUUUGGAUACUACUCAUAUGCUCUGGUCACAUGGCACGAGGCUGACUGUCCCAUUGGCCGCUUACAGCAAGGAGAGCGGCCAGUCAUAUAACAUCAGGCCGGACGCAGGAGUAAAUGGCAGAAUAAAGGAGAGGAAUUUCACCUGCAAGGUGUGCGGCAAGGUGUUCAAGCGCUCGUCCACCCUGUCCACGCACCUGCUCAUCCACUCGAACACGCGGCCCUACCCCUGCCAGUACUGCAGCAAGCGCUUCCACCAGAAGUCCGACAUGAAGAAACACACCUUCAUCCACACGGGCGAGAAGCCCCACGUCUGCCAGGUGUGCGGCAAGGCCUUCAGCCAGAGCUCGAACCUCAUCACGCACAGCCGCAAGCACGACGGAUACCGUCCCUUCUCCUGCCCCGCCUGCCACCGGGGCUUCCAGCGCAAGGUGGACAUGCGGCGCCACCAGGAAUUGCACUGUGGAUACAACGGCGUGUUCGCGGAGAGCUGAGGACUGGCUGGGAAACACACACACACACACACACACACACACACACAACAACCUGUGGCAUUAAACAAACCACUCACCUCCAUUGCUCAGCCCACACAUCAUGGCUCUGACUCUGUACAUUCACAAAUUUUAUUUCCCAUCGCCAGUCACGCAAUCUCUGUGAUUAAAGGGCCACGACCUUUGCCAUUCUGUUAUGACGAUGCGGCCCACACACAGGCUGAAACAGAAAGCCCUCUAUACAUGACGACACCGUUUCAGCGAGGACCGUACACCAGAAUG
Messenger RNA from Paramormyrops kingsleyae, 2510 nucleotides. RefSeq lists its product as uncharacterized. NCBI's taxonomy places the organism in Eukaryota, Metazoa, Chordata, Actinopteri, Osteoglossiformes, Mormyridae. The record is from RefSeq and is a predicted model, not a curated record. Gene Ontology annotation, biological process: regulation of transcription by RNA polymerase II. Gene Ontology annotation, molecular function: RNA polymerase II cis-regulatory region sequence-specific DNA binding; DNA-binding transcription factor activity, RNA polymerase II-specific.